AUGUUGGUAGAGCGAGGCGGUUUGUGGUAUAGGGUUUUAGUGGCGAGAUAUGGUGAGGAGGCAGGGAGGUUGGAGGUUGGGGGCUGGAGUGCUUCAUCAUGGUGGAGAGAGGUAGCGAAGAUUAGGGAUGGAGUGGGCGAGACUGAUGGGGGAUGGUUUGCACAGAGGGUAUCAAAAGUUCUAGGGGAUGGGAGAAAUACCUUCUUUUGGUUGGAUAAAUGGGUAGGAGAUGUUCCCUUGUGUAGGAGGUUUGCUCGCUUAUUUGAACUUACAACAAAUAAGCUUAUCACAAUGGCGGAUAUGUAUGCCAUUGGUUGGGAGGAUGGUGGUGCGGCGUGGAGUUGGAGGAGACGUUUGUGGGUGUGGGAGGAGGAGUUGGUAGAGGAGUAUAGGAUUUUAUUGACUAAUGUUGUUGUACAGUUGAAUGUUUUUGACAGGUGGCUAUGGGAGCCAGACAAACAUGCCGGUUACAUAGUAAGAGACGCCUAUCAUGCUCUAACAUACAUGGAAGCCCCUAAUCUAGACGAGACAGCAAACCUUGUAUGGCAUCAGCAGGUUCCCUUGAAAGUUUCCAUUGUUGCGUGGCGGUUGCUGAAAGACAAGUUACCCACUAAAACCAAUCUCCAAAGGCGCGGUAUUACUCAGGUCACAGACACGUUAUGCGUUUCAGGGUGCGGUAUAGAGGAGUCGGCCUCUCACUUGUUCUUACAUUGUCAUGUUUUUGGUUCUCUCUGGCAGCUUAUCUGA
Medicago truncatula (barrel medic) is the source of this 747-nucleotide messenger RNA. RefSeq lists its product as uncharacterized. The record is from RefSeq and is a predicted model, not a curated record. Lineage: Eukaryota; Viridiplantae; Streptophyta; Magnoliopsida; Fabales; Fabaceae. The transcript has a single exon. The coding region runs from base 1 to 747 and encodes 248 amino acids.